Molecule: messenger RNA, 393 nt
Organism: Diversispora eburnea
Lineage: Eukaryota; Fungi; Glomeromycota; Glomeromycetes; Diversisporales; Diversisporaceae
Source: the annotation of a GenBank genome assembly
AUGUCUGCUCUUUCAACUUUCAUCAAGCAACGAUCUACUUUUUCUCGAAUCAAUACUCAAAAUUAUUAUCAAAAUUUAUAUUCUCUCCGCAAAUUUUCAAUUUAUCAAUCAAACAAAAAACCAAUUGAGAAAGCGGAUCAACAGAUUCCUUUUACCGUAAGUAAAGAUAAUCUUAAGGUGGGGUGUAAAGUAAUCUAUCAUCCAGUGGGUGGUUCUUCAACUACAUCUGAAGGUAUCGUCAAAGGGAUUAUUACUGAACCUGAGCCUGCUGGUUCUACUCAAGUUGAAGUUAAAGCUUCCGAUGAACAUCCAAGGAUUUUAAUAGAAAACCUUAAUACUCGCAAGGAAACUGCAUAUAAACUCGAAAAUAUCGAAAAAAUCAUCGAAGCCUAA